This is a messenger RNA of Physcomitrium patens, 1592 nucleotides long. RefSeq lists its product as uncharacterized. NCBI's taxonomy places the organism in Eukaryota, Viridiplantae, Streptophyta, Bryopsida, Funariales, Funariaceae. The record is from RefSeq and is a predicted model, not a curated record.
AUUCUCUUAAGCCUUGCACGGAGGUCUCGCUUCCCCCUCCACACAUCUCCAUCCCCGUCGGUCAGAUUGCACUGUAACUGAAACAGUCUGGAUCCACACAGCAUUUUUAAAGGUGAAUGUGGCAGUUGUUUCGUAGCAGCCGUUGCAGUCGCAGCUUUGCGCUGGUCUUCUGAGGAGGACAGCACCCGGCAAGGGCUCUGCUAGGCACUUCGAUGCCUUAGAGAUGGCUCUGGUGAUGUUUCUCAGAGUUGCGGUAACUUUUUCAGUCUUGUUCGCCACAUAUGUUAAUGGCGCAGCGUCAGACGGCACAUCCCUUCCACCAGGUGCGUGCUACUGGCGCCAAGGCAGCCUCGUAAAUCGCACGCCCACUGGGCCCGUGGAGCCCAUUGAAGAUUGCAGAUUCGUGGUCCGCGACCUAGAGUUUUUGGAUAUUCUGGGCCCGUCACCAAAGGUUGUUGAGCUGGUAAAGACAAACGCUCACGAAGGCGCUGUGUGGUACCCCGACAACAACGAGUUCUAUUUCUCGUCCGUGAGGUUGGAAGGUCCCAAUGGUGUCGUAAGAACAGACCUGAAGAAGGUCAACCUGAGGACGAGAGUUGUGACAACCUUGAGCGCGCCCCUAGACGAUGUCCCCAACGGAAUGGUGCUCGACAACGACGGUAAUCUCUUGGUCUGCCAGCAAGGAUCGAGGACCAAAGGGGGUUUCAUUCAGCGGAUUAACCUUAAGACCAUGGAAAAAACCGUGGUGGCAGACAACUGGUUCGGAGUACCGUUCAACAGCCCAAAUGACGCUGUGGUGAAGCGUGACGGGACGAUUUGGUUCACAGAUCCCAGCUACGGCAGUGUGCAGGGAUUCCGAGACGCGCCUAACGUGAAGAACCAGAUUUACAAGAUCAGUACCUCCGGCGUGGUGGAUGCCGUGGCGGAUGGAUUCACGCAGCCCAACGGACUUGCAUUCUCGCACGAUGAGAAGCGUCUUUAUGUUGCCGACUCUGGAUUUGCUCUUGGCUUGCAGGGGCAGUUCGAUAUUGCCAGGCCGCACUCGGUCACCGUCUUCGACGUGGGCACGGACGGCUUACUAACCAACCGCCGGCUGUUUGCCUCCGUUGCCGUUUACGACGGAAGCGGCCCAGGACUUGGAAUUCCUGAUGGUAUCAAGGUCGACACCGCGGAGCGCGUCUACAUCGGAACCGUGGACGGAGUCCAAGUAUUCAGCCACUCGGGGAAACCCCUGGGUCUCAUCCGCCAACCUGGUGUACCCAACAUGGGAUUUGCGGGAAAACGGCUGAACACGCUAUACAUGCUGAACGACACAACCAUCUCCUUCACCAAGCUUAAGGUUAGAGCCGCGGGACUCGCAUACGCCAGCAGUCGACCUUGGUAGCAGUCUAAGUCAGGUUUCUGAUAGCUUGGAUUUUAGUUGUAGAAGCCCCGAACUUGGCUUCGGAAACAUUCCUGAAGCACAUGCUGCAUCUGCACACGCGCUCCCAAUGUCGGCUCACAUGAGGCGUGCAGGCUGUGAUGAUCUUGGACCCUGUGGGCCCCGGGAUUUCAAUAAUGAAAGGACUCCUUGAUUCUGAGUUUUCCAUCUA